Medicago truncatula (barrel medic) is the source of this 3074-nucleotide messenger RNA. RefSeq lists its product as uncharacterized. The record is from RefSeq and is a predicted model, not a curated record. NCBI's taxonomy places the organism in Eukaryota, Viridiplantae, Streptophyta, Magnoliopsida, Fabales, Fabaceae. Gene Ontology annotation, cellular component: peroxisome. The transcript is spliced from 4 exons. Gene Ontology annotation, molecular function: RNA nuclease activity. Gene Ontology annotation, biological process: regulation of gene expression. The coding region runs from base 49 to 2610 and encodes 853 amino acids.
UCGAAGGUAGCACCUUCAAUUACGGCUGCCCUUAGAGCUAACGGGAUUAUGGGUAAUAUUCAUAUUCGUGCUUAUGGCGAUUUUAAUUCUUCUGAGGUCGACAAAGAGGCUCUUAAUUCAACAAACAUUUCUCUACACGGAUCCAUUACCGAAUUAAAUACCGUUGGAAAGAACAAUAGGUAUAAGCAUUUUCUUAUGGAUCUUAAUGAUUGGGUUUCCGCAAAUCCUCCACCCGUACACCUCUUUUUGAUAUUUGGUAGUAAAGAAUUCUCUAGUAGUGGCAUAUUGCACCGGUUAAGAAUGUGCAACUACAAUAUCUUGCUUGCAUGUCCAGGAAUGCCUCAUGUUGCUCUUUGCCAUGCACCAACUAUAAUGUGGGACUGGUCUUCGUUGCUCAAGGGGGAAGACCUUACAGGAAAACAUUUCAACCAUCCUCCUGAUGGUCCAACUAAUUCACGGUAUGGAAACUCAAACGUGCCUCUUGAAAACCCCUUCUCACUUGUUGAUUUUCACACAUCUUCACAAAAUGCGGAGGAGAUCUACAAACCUACCUUGGACAUAAAGUUAUGUGAAGCUUCAAAGUCAGUUUCUAGGCAGGUUAUGAAAAUAUUGUGUUCGCACCCAAAUGGGAUCUCCAUCGGAGAUCUUCGUGCAGAGUUGACAAAGUGUGAUCUGCCUUUGGAUAAACGCUUCUAUGGAAAUAAAAAGUUUUCCGACUUUCUAGUAUCUAUGUCAUAUGUACAACUCCAAUAUUUAGGAGGAGGUAAUUUUUGGGUGCGCUUGGUCCCAUCAACUACAUCUGCUGUUAAGAAUAAGCAGAAAGAUUGUGUCCUAACUCAAAAUCUACAUGAUGAGGGUAAAAAUAUGGAUAGAAGUGCAGAUGGGGUUCCCAGAAUAUCCUCAUCGUGUGUUAGCUGCGAGGGUGAUGAUCUAAAAUCAUUUCAAUUUCUCCCUUCACAAGGAAAUCCUCUUGGGGAAUAUGCGGAUGGUAAACCAUCAUUUCCUUCGUUAGAAAGUAAUGUGCAUCGGCCUCCAGAUGAGUUGCAGAAAAAAUCUCUGGAGGUGGAUGUGACUCAUGCACCAUUGCUGCAGAUUCAACUUCCUCCAAAUGACAGCAAUAUUUCCAAAAAAUCUGACAAUGACAUUGUUAAGUCUGAUGAUGUAAAUCCUGAAAUUAUGGAAAAAAUAAACCCUUCAAAGAAUCCCUCUACCUGUAAUGAUUGCAACAUGUUGCAAAACAAACAUGAGAUUCCAACUACAAAGGAGGUUGAUGAAGUUUGUUGUAGCCCAUUUACUUCAACUUUUGGUAGUUGGAUUAGUAGUUGGUGGACAUUUUGGAGAAGCAAUGCUAAGUCCGAAGUAUACGAGAGUGCUAGUCAUUUUGAAGAAUCCAAGUCAUCAGGAUUGCAAUAUGAUCUUUGUCAUCCUCAGCAACCUUAUUGGGAUAACUUUAAAUGUAGGGUUUCCGUAUGGUGGGACUUUGACAGCUGUGCCGUCCCUUCCGACAUUAGCUUUUUGAAUGUAGCACCUUCAAUUAUGGGAGUUCUUAGAGCUAACGAGAUUAAGAGCCCUAUUUGUAUUGACACAUAUGGCGAUGUUUCUCAACUUUCAAAGAUCAAACAAGAAGCACUUUUCUUAUCCGGCAUUGAUCUCCACCACAUUCCAGGUGGAAAGAACAAGAACAAAUGUUUAAUGGAUUGGCUUUCUCAAAAUCCCCCACGCAGACAUCUCUUUUUGAUAUUUGGUGACAAAGACUUCUACUUCUCCGGCACAUUACGUCGGAAUGACAACUUUUUGCUUGCAUGUCCAGGAAAAGCUGAUGGUUAUAUCUGCAAAGUAGCAACUAUAGUGUGGCAGUGGUCUUCAGUGCUCAAGGGGAAAUAUCUUACUGGAAAAUAUUUCAACCAUCCUCCUGAUUGGUAUAUUAGGAAGCGGGAGCAGACGCCUCUUGAAUAUCCUCCCGAGUGGUAUAGAAACUCGAAGGUGCCUCAUGAAAACCCCUUCUCAGCUGCUGAGGAACCCACAUCUUCACAAAAUGCAAAGAUCCUCGAUCCUUCAUCGUACAUAAAAUUAAUUUAUGUUCAACAGUCGGUUUCUAGGAAGAUUAGGAAGGUAUUGAGUUCGUACCCGAAUGGGAUCUCCAUUGGAGAUCUUACUUUCCAUUUGGGAGAUUGUUUUGGUAGAGGCUUACCUGAUCGUAAAAAGCUUUCCAACAUUCUAGCAUCUAUACCAGAUGUACAACUCUUGUAUAUAGGAGAUGAUAAUUUUUGUGUACGUUUGAUGCCAUCAACAACAUCUAAUGCUGAGGAGAAGAAUGAGCAGAGGGAUGUUAAUCAUUCAAGAAGUCCUGUGUUAUUUUCUACUGAUUCCUUUUGGGAUGAAGUGGAAUCUUUUGUUUUCACGUCUAGAGGAUCACGUCAAAUUUCCCGGUCAACAAGCAGGGAGGAUCUGGCUCAUAGAUUACAAAAGCAUGGAGGAUUUUUUAAGUUUCGCACUAAAAAUAAAAUCCUUCAAUUGGUUGAAUUGUUGAUAGCAGAGAAGAAAUGGUUGGAGGAAAACCCCUCACAAGCACUUCCUUUUAGGGUAACUAAAUCAGUUCAGAAGAGCUAAUUGAUGGGCCAAUCUCAUGGUGCAGAUGCCUUGAGGUCUCUCUUUCUAAAUAAAACACUACUCCCUCCGUCCAAUAUCCCAUAUUAGAUGACCUCAUUUGACAAUUGUCCUAUAUACUUUAACUAUAUUUUUCAACUAAUAUAAAGAUAAAUAAUAUCAUAUAAGAUGUUGAAUUCGUCUCGAUAAAUAUUUUCAAAAUACUACAUUUUCAUAAUUUUUUAAUAGAUAAUUAAAGAUAUUAAAAAUAAAAAUUAUGUAUUGAUAUGUAUGACAGAGUCAAGUAUGUCACUUGAUAUGGGAUUUAGGUAGUAUGAUCCAACUUGCAAAACUCAUUCAAACAUGAGAUAUAGUUGCAUAAAUUGAGAAGAUAUUUAUUUUAUAUAUUAUUAUUGUUGUUGGUUUCUUAUGGAGUCGGUGCUAUUUUUGUUAGUGUGUUUACAAUUCUAUCUACCAAACGUUUUUAU